Messenger RNA from Doryrhamphus excisus (bluestripe pipefish), 3530 nucleotides. RefSeq names its product nudix (nucleoside diphosphate linked moiety X)-type motif 4a (gene nudt4a). Gene Ontology annotation, biological process: diadenosine hexaphosphate catabolic process; adenosine 5'-(hexahydrogen pentaphosphate) catabolic process; diphosphoinositol polyphosphate metabolic process. Lineage: Eukaryota; Metazoa; Chordata; Actinopteri; Syngnathiformes; Syngnathidae. Gene Ontology annotation, cellular component: cytoplasm; nucleus. Gene Ontology annotation, molecular function: endopolyphosphatase activity; bis(5'-adenosyl)-pentaphosphatase activity; diphosphoinositol-polyphosphate diphosphatase activity. The record is from RefSeq and is a predicted model, not a curated record.
UGUAAACAGUAAUUUGUACAAAUAAUUUAGAAUAAAUAAUAAAUUUAAAGUUUUGCAUGUGCGUGUGGGCAGGUAGAGGGGGCUUAUUUGGCAUUGAGCAGUCUGAUGGCCACAGGGAAGUAGCUGUCUCUAAACCUGGUUGUUCUAAAGCGGAUGCUGCAGAGCCUUCUCCCCGAUGGAAGAAACCAUUGAACCUCAGGCAUUAUUACUCACAAAUGUAGCUCAAGCUUGUUUAGUUGAGAAGCAGCCUGAUACUCACUUAUCACAUUGUAAAUAAUAGCAAAUUUACAGUAGAGGAUGUUUUGUCCUUUAGUACAGCAAGUUGUGCAAAAAGUACAGAAACACAGAACAUUUAUUAAUAAAUACUUCAGAGAAGGCCAAAUUAGAAUGCAUAAAAGAACAUUUUCAUACGACUGUAUAUACCAGGGGUGGGCAAACUACGGCCCGGGGGCCACAUGUGGCCCACCAAGAAUUUGAAUCCGGCCCGCUAGUUGCUUUCUAAGCAUUUCAACUCUUAAUAUACAAACUGGCAACAUGACUUGCAAGUCGGAUGUCUUACUUAGUAAAAACAAAAAAAAAACGUUUUUAUACGACUGUAUAUACCAGGGGUGGGCAAACUAAGGCCCAGGGGCCACAUGUGGCCCACCAAGCAUUUGAAUCCGGCCCGCUAGUUGCUUUCUAAGUAUUUCAACUUUUAACAUACAAACUGGCAACGUGACGGAUAUCUGUCUUAGUAAAAAAAAAGUUUUCAUACGACUGUAUAUACCAGGGAUGGGCAAACUACGGCCCGGGGGCCACAUGUGGCCCACAAAGCAUUUGAAUCCGGCCCGCUAGUUGCUUUCUAAGUAUUUCAACUUUUGACAUACAAACUGGCAACAUGACUUGCAAGUCGGACGUCUUAUUUAGUAAAAAAAACAAAAAAAAAACUAAAAUGAAAUUACAUAGUUUGGUGAUAAAAUUAGACUAAUAAUUCAAGGAAAAUUAUAAGCAUGAAAUAAUGUGUGUGUUAAAUAUAUGUCCCCCCCCCCCCGACAAUCUUGUUAACUCAAUGCGGCCUACAAGUCAAAAUAUUUGCCCACCCCUGGUGUAUACUAUAAUAUUUGGAAAUGUCAUUGUUUAUCAAUAGGGGGCGACCUUUAGUAAAUUUCUGAAAAAUUUGACUACUAUGAGCAUUUAUUUUAUUCUCCAAUUUACCUCGUGCAUAAAUACGUACAAUAUUUGGUUCAGAUAUAUAUUUUUUAUAGUUACCUACGGGAAUUACACUAAGUUAUCAAUAUCCCGCCAAAAGCAAGUGAUUUCAAAUAGGACAUUUGAAGGCAACACAAGGAAAGACAUUCUCGUGUGUACAGUUGCUGUUCCUGGAUCAGCUUCUUCUUACAGGACAGGUGGGCUGACCCACAGACCCCGGAUCAGCUGCCAGCAGCCCCACCGACCCCCAGACGUCACUUUGUUGAAUCAAGACGGCUGUUGAAUCAAGACGAUGUGGAUGAGUAAAAGUCUCUAAAAAUGAACGACCACUUGUAAGAAGAAGAAGAAGAAGCUAAAUGGGAAUAAAACAUUAUCUUGACGAAUGAAACUACACUUUUCAACCUUUGCUGCCAGUUCUACACCGUGGGCAAUUGUAUAUGAUGAAGUUUAAGCCCAACCAGACCAGGACGUACGACGUCGAAGGCUACAAAAGACGAGCGGCGUGUUUGUGUUUUAAAAAUGAGAUGGAAGAGGAAGUGCUACUGGUGAGCAGCAGCCGACAUCCAGACCAAUGGAUUGUUCCGGGGGGAGGAAUGGAGCCUGAAGAGGAGCCCUGUGGAGCAGCUGUCAGAGAGGUCUAUGAGGAGGCCGGCGUGAAGGGAAAGCUUGGUAGACUACUUGGGAUUUUUGAGCACAACCAGGACAGAAAGCACAGGACGUAUGUUUAUAUCCUCAUAGUGACUGAGAUACUGGAAGACUGGGAGGAUGCUGUUAACAUAGGAAGGAAACGUAAAUGGUUCAAGGUGGACGACGCCAUCCGGGUGCUACAGAACCACAGACCUGUCCAUGCAGAAUACCUACACAGAUUCAAGAACACCCGUAAUCCCACCAGUCCAGGGUGUCACCAAAGUAACGGCAACACAUUGGACCCCCAAGUGACGGACAACAACACCCCUCACUAUGCUGUCUGUGCCAAACAAGCCUCAGAUCUCGUCUACCGAUAGAGAACUCUUGUUGGAAAGACUCCAAGAUGGACUCAUCAGUUAACUAUAUUACUUGUAAAUACUCUGUGGAGUACAAACUACUGCGACACCCAUUUGAAGUGGGCUUGGAGAGUGCCAAAAAUGGUUUUCCGGGAUUAGUUGAUGUUAAUUUUUUAUAGUAACCAUUACCAGAUGGCAGAGCAAAUGUGUCCCUUUUAGAGUGCAUUUUUAUUAUUUCGUGAUGAGUAAUAUUUGAUUAGUGCCUCAGUGACAAAUCAAGAUGUUUUGAAGGAGUACAUGAAUGAAUACUGUAUGUACCUCAAGUGUUAAGGGCAUGGUUUCAUUCAUUUUCAGUACAAUCACAACAAAAUGCUAAACUGGUUAGCUUUUUGUGUUUGUUUGUCUUCCGACUUUUCCCAUUGAGGGUCGCCACAGCAAUUCCAUCAUGAUUGAAUUGGCUUUAUUUUUGUGCUGGAAACUCCCGUUUUUCCCGUUUUUUGGCUCUCGUCAAGAAUCAAACCUGUGUCGUCUACACAAAGGGUAGCAGCCUGUACCACUACACCACAAAAGGAAAGUUAGCAGAAUUAUACCAACAAUGCCACCUUGGGAAUUGCACCCAAGGAAAUAUUAAGUCUAAGGAAAAAUGCAUGUGUGACGUGUGUACGAAAGUAAUAAAAUCAAAACAAAUCAAAUAUAAUCUAAUAAGAAAAUACCUAACCGGGAAAACCGACAACGUGACCUUGCAUGUUAAGACUGCAGCACCCAAACACUCCAAGCCGUCCAGCUGUCACUGUUGCACAGUUACUGGAAUUGAACGUUCACCUGCCUGUUUAUGAUGGGGGAUUAAUGGAUGGACUACAAGGGGGCAACGAGCAGAAAGGGCCCAUCUGUGAGUCUUCCUGUUGCUGACAUGAUAAACGAACACAUUGCCUGCUGUUCUCGCUGUCAACGACAACCCUAGAGCGCUACUCUAACUAAACUAGUUUGAUGAUGUAGACCAGGGGUCUCAAACACGCGGCCCGUGGGCCAAAUGUGGUCCGCAGGACACUAGUUUGAGGCCCCCGCCUUGAUAUGAAAGUUUAAUGUUAGUGCGGCCCGCGCAAGUUUGAUAUGGAUGCCGUAUGGUAUCAUGUACCCAGAAAAAAUUAUUACGUUUGAUUAAUGUUCAUGUUAAAGGUUAAAUAACUGUUAAUAGUUAUCCUCCCUAUCCGUGUGGAAGUGGUAAGUUUUUGGCUAUUUAAGUUGAAAGGAAAUAACUUGAAGGCUACCGUUUAGGUCGCUAGCUCUCUAGUUUGCGAGUUAGCAUGUGUCUCAAGACCCUGCAGUUGCGCAAUAUGUUGUAAAUAAAAAGAGUAUAAA